AUGCUCCUGUCUGAAGCUGGGUCUGUGCCCUCCUCGUCCAAAUCCAGUAUUAAAGACGCCAACGAUGCCUCAGGGAACACAUGGAACUGGCUGUACUUCAUCCCCCUCAUCAUCAUCGGCUCCUUCUUCAUGCUGAACCUGGUGCUGGGAGUGCUCUCCGGGCUGACGUGGAAACCGCCUGUAAAACACCGUACUCCCACCCCGGCUGAGCACGCGGGCUUCCCCACGUCUGUAUGGCUCCCGCGGGAUCCACGCACCGGCGCCCCGCGGGAUCCACGUCGGCAUCUGCACCGGGGCUCCCGAGGGAUCCACGGCUGCAUCUGCACCAUCACCGGGGCUCCCGCGGGAUCCACGUCUGAAACGCACCGGGGCCUCCCCGCGGGAUCUACGUCUGCAGCGCACCGGGGCUCCCGCGAUCCACGUCUGCAUCUGCACCUGCACCGGCUUCCCGCGGGAUCCCACGUCCUAAAGCGCACCGGGCUCCCGCGAGAUCUACUAACGUCUGCAUGCGCACCGGGGCCCCGCGGGAUCACGGUGCAUCGGCACCUGCACCGGCUCCCGCGGGAUCCACGUCGCACGCGCACCAGGGCUCCCGCGGGAACCACAGCACGGCGCACGGGGACUUAUUUAUAUAUCUGCUGGGUGCUACCAGGGUGUUGA
This is a messenger RNA of Knipowitschia caucasica, 660 nucleotides long. The record is from the annotation of a GenBank genome assembly. NCBI's taxonomy places the organism in Eukaryota, Metazoa, Chordata, Actinopteri, Gobiiformes, Gobiidae.